AUGUCGACCAAGCCCCUGCCUCUGGACCAAUCGGCAUCCCCCAAUCCAGAAACAGCAUCUUCGUUCCGACUCCCGCCCAUCUCAUUCUUGGCGCGAGACCAUGCUUCCGCUCCCCAUUUUGCGUCGUUGAUUCUGCCGCUUCGACACCUGCAAGCGGGUCCAGACCAGGAGCCGGGAACACUGCCUGUCGAAAGAAAUAUACUCCUGGAACCGGCAUCUCUGGCUGGACUUCCGCCAAAAGAAGAUAUUCGCUCGCUCCCAAAACCGAAGGCUCUUGGGUUGUUUCCGCUGCAGUCUGCAGGCGAGCCAUUGUCACAUAACCUUGUGACAUCUCUUAGUUCUCCAAAUGUGAAGACAGAGAACGGGAAUGUAGAAGAAACGAGGAGCGAAAAGGAGACUUCAGUUAAAGAAAAACGCGCUUCUCCCCAUCAUGAGGCUCCAUUGGCCAAGAAGCCAAAAGGUCCACCCAUACUAGACAAAAGGCCACUAGAGAAACUACUUAAAUCGCUCUACCCUGUGCGCAGACAUUUGGGCACAGUGGUUUAUAAUCCAACAACCACCUGGGAGACACUCCAGUUCGAGCAUUUGCAUGGUUUGCAGGAACAUGAUAAGCAACAACUUAGGGAGAUCCGGGAGCGAUACCUUGAACGGAAAGCAGAACAGUUCUCGAUGGAAAAGAAGGAGUAUAUUCCAUCGAUUCCUCCCUUAUCAGACGCUUGUAUCAAUUCGUUUCUCGAAGUGAAGAUUCCUUACAGAUUCAUCAAGGCGUUUAUUGAGGACUUCACGGCGGGGACGGUGCAGCGGAAGAGAGAACUAUGGGGUGGUGCCGGCGGGAUUUACACCGACGACUCGGACAUUUUGAGUGUACUCUGUCAUCUCGGGCUUUUUGAUGAUGACCUAGAUCUCACCGCGUGCAAUUCGGAAUGGGAGCCAAGCAACGUGAUUAAACCGCUCAAGAUACUGAAGGACGCUGACGAUGUUGAAUUGCUAGACUUGUCCGUGACACUCAUAAUUUACCCUGGCUUGAACGCUUACCAUGGUUAUUAUAAAAAUGGCAUAAAUUCUAGGUCAUGGGCUCAUAAACUGCAGCAUGAUGGUCUCAGUUAUGGCGUCUUCCAGGUGAAGUGGGAGACCUGUAUCAUGUCGAUGGACGAACGAAGCAUUUAUAAGAAGUCAGCGCUAGAGAUUGAGGCUGAUCGACUCUAUGAAGCAUCAAACACCAGCAAAGGCGGCUGGAGAUUUGACCAUAAGCUCUACCAAAGACUACAGAAAGAAGCGCAAAAGGCGGUCGAGCCACCAAAAUAA
Australozyma saopauloensis is the source of this 1305-nucleotide messenger RNA. RefSeq names its product Rxt3p (gene RXT3). Bases 1 to 1305 code for a protein of 434 amino acids. The transcript has a single exon. Lineage: Eukaryota; Fungi; Ascomycota; Pichiomycetes; Serinales; Metschnikowiaceae. The record is from RefSeq and is a predicted model, not a curated record.